Cutaneotrichosporon oleaginosum is the source of this 2827-nucleotide messenger RNA. RefSeq lists its product as uncharacterized. Gene Ontology annotation, biological process: tRNA export from nucleus; protein phosphorylation. Gene Ontology annotation, cellular component: cytoplasm. Gene Ontology annotation, molecular function: ATP binding; protein kinase activity. Lineage: Eukaryota; Fungi; Basidiomycota; Tremellomycetes; Trichosporonales; Trichosporonaceae. The record is from RefSeq and is a predicted model, not a curated record.
CAACACGUCCGCAAUCUCUCCAGAUCUCCUCCAUCUCUACUCCACUCUCGCGUCCUCCUCCUCGGGUCUCUCACGCGUUCUCCAUCGCUUUUUCUAACUGACCCGCGUUCGUCACUCCCACAUUCUUCUUCUCCUUGGCGAGCAGCUCCUCUUCCCAGGGACUGCGUCUCCUGCGCCAUGAAUUACCUCAAAUCCAUCACUUCCUCGGUCCUCUCUAGCACUGGCGUCUCCUUCCCUUUUACAAUCGGAGAGCGCAUUCCCGGUACUGAGGCCGGUGCAUCCGUCUGGGAGAUCCGAGAGGGAGUCAAGAAGGACGAUGGUUCGCCCGUGACGCUCUUCAUCUUCGACGCGACUUUGCCUCCCCUACAGCCUGGGAAUAAGGACCGGCGGACGCUCUUUCAGCUCGCCAAAAAUGCUCUCAAGAAGCUCCGCACAAUUCGGCAUCCCGACGUAAUCAAAUACAUCGACUCGGUUGAGACCGAGACCCACAUCUACAUUGCGACGGAGCCUGUGCGGCCUGUACAGGCCGUUUUGCGGGACUGGGGGACAGGCGGGGCGCUCACAGGCUCUGCAGCGGCUAGAGGGAAGGCGGGAAAGGAAGCCUGGCUGGGCUGGGGCGUGAGGAGCAUAUCUACCGCGCUGGCGUUCCUCAACGCCCCGCCAUUGUCUCAACACCAUGCUUAUCUCAUACCGUCAACAGUGUUCAUUACGCCAGCGAUGGAGUGGAGGCUAGGCGGAUUCGAGCUGUUGACAGGACGAGACGACGGUGCUGGCGUGUUGUGGGGACUUGGGGGAGUUGCGCCAGGAAAUGCGGGCGAGUACUCCAGCCCAGAAGUGAAGAAGGGCGGCUGGGGUGUGCUCCGAGACACCGACCCCGCCUUCGAAGACACAUAUCUGCUCGCAAUGUGGCUGUUCUGGCUUUUCAACCCCGAGAAACCACCGCCCCAAUUGUCGACUGCGCCUACACCGGCCAUGGCGGGUGCCAUCCCAAAGCGCCUGUUCCCUUUAUGGAAGCGCAUGGUGAACCCGAAUGCGCGGACACGACUCUCGACGACGAACUUCGUGGCUGAGGCGCAGGCGAGCGGUAUCUGGUCGGACAAUCCGUUGGUGUCGCUGGUUGAUGGAUUAGACGGCUUUGAGCUGCGUUCUGAUGGGGAGAAGGCCAUGUUGUUGCGUACGAUCAAGGACGCGGCCGAGGGGGGGUCGCUGCCGGAACCUUUCCUCGUGCAUCGCGUUCUUCCCUCGCUGCUGCACUCGCUCUCUCUCCCCAAUGCGCCAAGCGCGCAGAUGCUCCCGCUCGUUCUUGCGCUUGGAAAGCAAGUUCCUCCUUCAACAUACGCUAAAGUUGUGCUCGACCCAGUGAUCAAGCUCUUCGCGAGCCCAGAUCGUGGGACGCGGAUGGCUUUGCUGGAUGGCUUGGACGAGUAUGCCGACCGGCUCGACAAGCACAUGGUUACCGAUCGUAUCUGGCCGCACCUGACCACUGGUUUCGCCGACACGGUCCCAGUGAUCCGCGAAGCGACCAUAAAGGCGGUAUACCCGCUUGCCAGCAAGUUGUCAGAUCGUAUCUUGAACAAUGACUUGCUGCGUCUGCUCGCCAAGAUGCAGCAGGAUCAGGAGGCGUCGAUCCGCACCAACACCUGUAUUCUGCUGGGACGCCUGGCGCCGAUGCUCGGUCCGAACACGAAGAAGAAGGUGCUCGUCCCGGCAUUUGCGCGCAGCCUGAAGGAUUCGUUUGUGCACGCGCGUGUUGCAGCUCUCAUGGCGUUGAUGGCCACGGUCGAGUGCUACGACCGCGACGAUCUUGCGGGUCGUGUCAUCCCUAAUAUGGCGCACGCCUUGGUGGACAAGGAGAAGAUCGUGCGCGACCAGGCGUUCAAAGCGAUGGCGAUGUUCGUCAAGCGCGUCGAGGAGAUGGUAGCGAGCAUGCCGGCUACGGUCCUGACCGAGACCGAGCGCCCCACCUCGCCGCAGCACGCGGCAGGCGCAGGCAUGGUGACGAGUGCGGCUGGUGCCGCCGGCUCGCUGGCCGGCUGGGCAUUCUCGUCGCUUGGGAAACACCUGCAGACCGGCGAGGCGAAUUCAGCCAUGACGGCGGCGCCGGGCGUGCCCGCCCAUGAUCUCCCGUCUCCCAACACGUCCUCGUUCGGCUCGCCUGCGGCGUCGCGUCGCGAGAGCGCCGACGCCACGCGCCCCUCGGCGCGCCUGAACUCGUUCUCGGCCUCAGCGUCGGUGUCGGCCUCGCGCAAGCCCGCGCCAGGCAUGAAGCUCGCACACACCAAGCAGCCAAACCUGAUGGACGAGCUCGCGAACGAGCUGGACGACGACGUCGCGAACGCGUGGGGCGACGACCUGAUGGACGUGAAUGCGGACACGGACGACUGGACGGCGUUCGAGAGUGCCGCGCCCGUCGUCGAGGCACCCCCGCCGCAGAGCUACUACGUCGCGCCCAAGGCCGAGCCCCUGCCCGCGCCCAAGCCCGUCAAGGCUAAGCCCAAGCCAGCUCCGGCAGCUGCGUCCGCACCUGCCCCGCCAGCGGGGAAGGCGCCGCCGCCUGUCGCCUCCCCCGUGUCAGAGAGCAGCAAGCCUGCUACGCCUGUGCCCAGCCUCGCGGGGAUGAGCAAGGAGGAGAAGGAGAAGGAGAUGGCGCGACGGCGCGAGGAGCGCAAGGCGCGUAUUGCGGCCAUGAAGGAGCAGAAGAAGGGCAAGGCGUAGAUAAUCUGCAUCAGUGUAUCCUUGUUAGGUGAAUGUCGAGUUCUGCGCGAUGGCCACAGCCCCUGUGCUAUGCUCGAAGCCACAAUCAGAGUACAUGUACACGGCUAGAUAU